GCUCUCCCGCGCGCUCACAGGUACCGCCUCACUCCCACGCGCCCCCCAGCGCUGCCGCGCUAGACAGCUGAGAGAACAGACACAGACCUGUCGGAAGGUCCUCUGCAGGUCCCCCUUCCGCUCUGCCGAUCGACUUCCGCCUCGGGCAGUCAACAUGUACGUUGCGGCUGUCUGGCGAAGCUGCUUCUGAGCGUUUGCGGAGGCGCAGCUUCCCCUCUGCGGGGCCGCCCUGCUUCCCCCAUCCCCGCCUCCCCCCGCCCCUCACUCCCGUCCCUGGGGUCGGCGGACUUCUCGCUACAUGGGGGCGGGCUUCCGCGGUCGGCGCACGGCUUCCUGUUCUGAGGCGGCCCGGCGGUAGGCGGUGGCGACUCUGCCCGCUCCCGUUUCGGCGCGGUGACCGAGCGCCCGGGAGGCUCGAGGACCGCAUCGUGUGCCGUUGCGCCAAGCCCGGUCCUGCGCCGCCAUGGCCCCAGUGCAGCUGGAGAACCACCAGCUGGUCCCGCCCGGAGGCGGCGGCGGGGGCAGCGGCGGACCCCCGUCAGCCCCAGCCCCUCCUCCCCCGGGAGCCGCCGUGGCGGCGGCCGCUGCAGCUGCGGCUAGCCCGGGCUACCGGCUGAGCACCCUCAUUGAAUUUCUGCUGCACCGGGCCUACUCGGAGCUUAUGGUGUUGACGGACCUACUGCCAAGGAAAUCUGAUGUGGAAAGGAAAAUAGAAAUAGUGCAGUUUGCUAGCCGGACACGCCAACUCUUCGUUCGAUUAUUAGCUUUAGUGAAAUGGGCUAAUAAUGCUGGCAAAGUGGAAAAAUGUGCGAUGAUUUCAAGCUUUUUAGAUCAGCAAGCCAUCCUGUUUGUGGACACUGCUGAUCGCCUGGCCUCGUUAGCUAGAGAUGCUCUGGUCCAUGCACGCCUGCCUAGUUUUGCCAUCCCAUAUGCCAUUGAUGUACUGACUACCGGAUCUUACCCACGGCUGCCAACCUGCAUUAGGGAUAAAAUUAUUCCUCCAGACCCAAUUACCAAAAUUGAAAAACAAGCCACACUCCAUCAGCUGAAUCAGAUUCUUAGACAUCGGCUUGUAACCACAGAUCUUCCUCCUCAGUUAGCAAAUCUUACAGUUGCAAAUGGCCGGGUGAAGUUUCGUGUUGAAGGAGAAUUUGAAGCCACCUUGACUGUGAUGGGAGAUGACCCUGAUGUUCCAUGGCGUCUUCUCAAGCUAGAAAUUCUAGUUGAGGAUAAGGAAACAGGAGAUGGGCGAGCUUUGGUUCAUAGCAUGCAAAUCAGCUUCAUCCAUCAGCUGGUGCAGUCUAGGCUCUUUGCUGAUGAGAAACCUCUUCAGGAUAUGUACAACUGCCUACAUUCUUUCUGUUUAUCACUUCAGUUAGAAGUGUUACAUUCCCAAACUCUAAUGUUAAUCCGAGAACGGUGGGGAGACCUUGUGCAGGUGGAAAGGUACCAUGCUGGAAAGUGCCUCUCCCUCUCAGUUUGGAAUCAACAGGUUCUUGGGAGAAAAACUGGAACAGCAUCUGUUCACAAAGUUACAAUUAAAAUUGAUGAGAAUGAUGUCUCCAAGCCUUUACAGAUUUUUCAUGAUCCUCCUUUGCCAGCUUCUGAUUCCAAAUUAGUAGAAAGAGCCAUGAAGAUCGACCACUUAUCAAUAGAAAAACUCCUGAUUGACAGUGUCCAUGCAAGAGCUCAUCAGAAGCUCCAAGAACUGAAGGCCAUUCUUAGAGGCUUCAAUGCCAAUGAAAACUCUUCCAUAGAGACUGCACUCCCAGCUCUCGUUGUUCCCAUCUUGGAGCCCUGUGGUAAUUCAGAGUGUCUGCACAUUUUUGUAGAUUUGCAUUCUGGAAUGUUUCAAUUGAUGCUUUAUGGACUUGACCAGGCCACUCUGGAUGACAUGGAGAAGUCUGUGAAUGAUGAUAUGAAACGAAUCAUACCCUGGAUUCAGCAACUUAAGUUUUGGCUUGGACAACAGCGUUGCAAGCAGUCUAUAAAACAUCUGCCUACGAUAAGCAGUGAAACAUUGCAGCUUUCCAAUUACUCAACUCAUCCUAUUGGAAACCUUUCUAAGAAUAAACUGUUCAUUAAACUUACCCGCCUUCCACAAUACUACAUUGUUGUGGAGAUGUUGGAGGUUCCCAAUAAACCCACACAACUGUCGUACAAGUACUACUUUAUGUCUGUGAAUGCUGCAGAUCGUGAAGACAGCCCUGCAAUGGCAUUGCUGCUGCAGCAGUUCAAGGAAAACAUCCAGGACUUGGUUUUUCGUACAAAAACCGGGAAACAGACCAGAACCAAUGCCAAGCGCAAGUUGUCUGAUGAUCCAUGUCCAGUAGAAUCCAAGAAAACAAAACGAGCAGGAGAAAUGUGUGCCUUCAAUAAAGUUUUAGCUCACUUCGUCGCUAUGUGUGAUACAAAUAUGCCAUUUGUAGGACUUCGGCUGGAGUUGUCCAAUCUGGAGAUUCCACAUCAAGGAGUGCAAGUGGAAGGUGAUGGCUUCAGCCAUGCAAUUCGCUUAUUAAAAAUUCCUCCCUGUAAGGGUAUAAGUGAGGAAACCCAAAAGGCUCUGGACCGCUCUCUUCUUGAUUGCACUUUCCGAUUACAAGGUAGAAAUAACCGCACUUGGGUAGCAGAGUUAGUGUUUGCAAAUUGUCCACUUAAUGGCACUUCUACCAGGGAGCAAGGACCAUCCCGGCACGUUUACCUGACAUAUGAAAAUCUGUUGUCUGAGCCUGUUGGUGGUAGAAAAGUGGUUGAAAUGUUUCUUAAUGACUGGAAUAGCAUUGCACGAUUAUAUGAGUGUGUGUUGGAAUUUGCACGUUCUCUACCAGACAUACCUGCUCAUCUAAAUAUUUUCUCAGAAGUUCGUGUUUAUAAUUACCGAAAACUUAUCUUGUGUUAUGGAACCACCAAGGGAAGCUCAAUUAGUAUCCAAUGGAAUUCAAUCCAUCAAAAAUUCCACAUUUCUUUGGGAACUGUUGGCCCAAACUCAGGUUGUAGUAACUGUCACAAUACCAUUCUCCAUCAGCUUCAAGAAAUGUUCAACAAAACACCAAAUGUGGUUCAGUUAUUACAGGUACUGUUUGAUACUCAGGCUCCAUUAAAUGCCAUCAACAAACUCCCCACUGUGCCGAUGUUGGGCUUGACCCAGAGAACCAACACUGCCUACCAGUGCUUCUCCAUUCUGCCACAGUCGUCCACCCACAUCAGACUGGCCUUCAGGAACAUGUAUUGCAUUGAUAUAUACUGCCGGAGUCGAGGUGUUGUGGCAAUACGGGAUGGUGCCUAUAGUCUUUUUGAUAACAGCAAACUAGUUGAAGGUUUCUAUCCUGCACCAGGACUAAAGACGUUCCUGAAUAUGUUUGUUGACAGCAAUCAGGAUGCUAGAAGAAGGUCUGUAAAUGAGGACGAUAAUCCCCCUUCUCCUAUAGGAGGAGAUAUGAUGGAUUCUUUAAUAUCGCAGCUCCAGCCACCACCCCAGCAACAGCCGUUUCCAAAGCAGCCAGGAACAUCAGGUGCUUAUCCUCUUACUUCACCCCCUACAUCUUAUCAUAGCACAGUCAAUCAAUCUCCCUCUAUGAUGCACACACAGUCUCCAGGAAAAAAACAGGUUUCAAUACUAUCUGAGGUUUCAGGCAUCCACUGGGGGUCUUGGAACAUAUCCCCUGUGGAUAAGGCGGGGACUGCUAUAGUAGAGAAUUUGAAACAUGCUGAUAUUAAAGUCUGUCCCACAGCAGCUAGAGUGAUCCUUCAGGGACAGAAGUUCGUCCAUGAUUUCCGCUCCAAACUCUGCAUUGGAUUCCCACUCAUUCAGGGAAAUCUGCAUGCUGCCAGCUCCCCCAGUGGGGCUUUGAGAGCCCCAUCACCAGCGUCAUUUGUUCCAACUCCUCCCCCAUCCUCGCAUGGAAUCUCAAUAGGACCAGGGGCCAGUUUUGCUAGUCCACAUGGAACUCUUGACCCUAGUUCCCCGUACACUAUGGUGUCACCAAGUGGACGAGCAGGGAACUGGCCAGGAUCUCCUCAAGUGUCCGGCCCCUCACCAGCAGCACGCAUGCCUGGAAUGUCACCAGCCAACCCCUCACUACAUUCUCCAGUUCCAGAUGCUUCUCAUUCCCCUCGAGCUGGAACAAGUUCUCAGACAAUGCCAACAAACAUGCCUCCACCUCGUAAACUACCUCAGCGCUCUUGGGCGGCAUCCAUACCUACCAUCCUCACUCACAGUGCCUUGAACAUUUUACUGCUGCCCUCUCCAACUCCGGGCCUUGUGCCCGGCCUGGCAGGUAGUUACCUUUGUUCUCCACUUGAGAGAUUCCUUGGAUCAGUCAUCAUGAGACGACAUCUUCAAAGAAUUAUUCAACAAGAAACGCUGCAGCUGAUAAAUUCUAAUGAACCCGGAGUGAUCAUGUUUAAGACUGAUGCACUGAAAUGCAGAGUAGCCCUUAGUCCCAAAACCAACCAAACGCUUCAGCUAAAAGUGACACCUGAAAAUGCAGGACAGUGGAAACCUGAUGAACUUCAAGUUUUGGAGAAAUUCUUUGAAACAAGAGUUGCAGGACCACCAUUUAAAGCUAAUACGUUAAUAGCCUUCACCAAGCUAUUAGGAGCUCCUACACACAUCCUCAGGGAUUGUGUGCACAUUAUGAAGCUGGAGCUGUUCCCUGACCAGGCAACACAGCUAAAAUGGAAUGUUCAGUUUUGCCUGACGAUCCCUCCCAGCGCGCCGCCGAUUGCACCUCCUGGUACGCCUGCUGUGGUGCUGAAAUCCAAAAUGCUGUUUUUUCUUCAACUAACUCAGAAAACAUCGGUCCCUCCCCAAGAACCUGUUAGUAUUAUAGUUCCAAUCAUUUAUGACAUGGCUUCAGGUACAACCCAGCAGGCAGACAUUCCCAGACAGCAGAACUCUUCUGUUGCUGCUCCCAUGAUGGUCAGCAACAUUCUGAAGAGGUUUGCAGAGAUGAAUCCACCACGACAAGGUGAAUGCACAAUAUUUGCAGCUGUUCGUGAUUUAAUGGCUAAUCUUACACUGCCCCCUGGUGGGCGUCCAUAGACACUAUUGUUUUUAAACCAGGAAGGCUGACAGAUGAGACAACAAAACAAAUCUGAAUUCAGCCUUCAGUUUAAAAAAGGAAAAGGACUUUUUUUUUAAACUUUAAGAGCUAAAUAUUCUAAACUGGCAAAAAUUUUCAGGGUGCACUUCUUUCAUCAAAAUGAUCAUCCAUCUUUUGUAUAAUGAACUUGUAUAGUGUGUUUAAAUGGGACACAUUUCAAAGGAAAUAAAUCAGUGUCCGUUUGCCAGUAAUAAAUUUAAUAUUCUGUUUUAUACUAUAAAGUUAUGAAAAUGCCAAACUUGUUUAUUUAAUUGUUUUCUUAUGUUUUGGGUGUAAUAGUCCUUUUUUGGUUUUUGUUUUGUUUUUUAAGGCAGGUCUGUCAUUUUUGAAUACUGUAAAACUGUGAUAAACUUUAUAUUGAAGCUGUAUUUUAAUAUGACCGCUUUGAAUCCUUACAGGAAAUGUUCUGGGAGUUGUUAUAAACACACCCCAAGGAAGCAAUAUUUAAUAAAACUAGGUCAAAAACAAAACAAAACAGUGACACUCACUUGUGUGUAUAUAAACUCUAGAGACAUCUUAGGCCCUCCCUUCAUCUUUAACCUGGUGGAUGGAGCCAGUUAUUAAUUUAUAAUAAUAUGUGUCUGAAAUUUGACCAAAAACAUCUUCUUUAUGUCAAGGUUAAUAUAUUUUCUUCAGACAUUCCUAACUUGACUAGUGGUUAACAUUUAACACCUCAGUUGUCUUUCAAUAUAUAGGAUUUGGGUGAAAAAUAAGGAACUUAGUCUUUGAGAAGGGACAGUAUGUGGUUCAUAUUGAUCAAGGAUCCCAAAUAAUGCAAUCAUUCUCAUCUGUUGAGGAUGUGGGAACUUUUCUGUCAGGAAAAUUUAGUUUACAGAAUACUUCUGCAUACAACAUUAAUUAGGAAACAAAGAACUUUAAUGCUGUACCUCUGCAUGAAGUUUCUGUGAGCUUUCUUUAUCUUGCUUAACUUAUUCUCCUUGCCUUCCCCACCAAAACUGGGAUUGUUCUAAACAAUUUCAAUUUAAUUCAUUGUCAACAAAACGAUAGAAUGUUUUGCUUGGAAGAAACCUGGUCCAUUCCCCUCAUUUUGAAGAAUCCCGAAUCCUGGGCCUGUCCAGGGUCAAAUGGAGUUUUUGGUAUUAAUACAUCUCUGCAGGGUUUCUUUUUGGAGCACUGUGCUGUCUUUCCUAGUCAGUCAGGGACUUUUUUAAGCUUCAAAGAACAUGAUCUGAUGCAAAGGUCUUCUACCGACUUCAUGGUAUUUAGGAAAAAUUUUUAAAUGAUAAUACCAUGCCAAGUUAUCUGGACACUGUAAUACUGGUUCUCCAUUAAAAUGUAGAUGCUUUGUCUAAUUCCACUUCAGGAUGAUUCAAUUGAGCUUCUAUAACUAUCAGCUAUCAAAUUCUAGUUUCAAGUAUCUCACUGCACCUAUAUCAUAUCUGUUCUCAACUUUGCUUGAUUCUCCACUCAUUUUCAGACUUGAGGCCUUCUUUGCCUUUCUUCUUUGUCUUAUUUCUGCCUUCAUCUCCCACUUCUCACUCAACUCUGCCACUGUUCAGGAGUAGUUGACUAAACUUUUAUCUUUCCUUUAACUUAACCUUUUUAUCCUUCUGUUUUUAGUUCUUACAGUGGUAAUCACAUCAGUUUGGCAAUCUAAGAUGUCUUUAUCAAGGGUCAGCCCUUUUCUAUUUGGAGCUGAAUCUUUUCUUUCAUGUAGAAAUCUACAUGUAUAUACAGGAAAUGUAUUUUUAUCUGCAGGAUAAUAUUGUUUCAAAUAAUUUUAUUAAGAGUUAACUUUUUAGGUAUUUUCCCUUUUAAUGUGGUUUUGAAAUGUUAAUUGCAUUUUUACACAUGAUGCAUUCAGUGGACACUCUUUUUUCCUAAUUAUAACUCAUCUCUGAAUGCAUUGUGCCAAUCAAGAGUAAGAUAGGAUUCAGUGCACAAAAUUUGCUUUUGAUGCUUAUUAAGAGUAAACCCAUGAAUUUGAAUUUUUAUAUUAUGCUUGGUACUUGGAAUUGAUAUAUACCUUAUUAAAGCUUGAAAACAUUUAG
Symphalangus syndactylus (siamang) is the source of this 7117-nucleotide messenger RNA. RefSeq names its product mediator complex subunit 14 (gene MED14). Gene Ontology annotation, biological process: regulation of transcription by RNA polymerase II. Gene Ontology annotation, molecular function: transcription coregulator activity. The record is from RefSeq and is a predicted model, not a curated record. NCBI's taxonomy places the organism in Eukaryota, Metazoa, Chordata, Mammalia, Primates, Hylobatidae. Gene Ontology annotation, cellular component: core mediator complex; mediator complex.